Molecule: messenger RNA, 8781 nt
Organism: Gossypium arboreum
Lineage: Eukaryota; Viridiplantae; Streptophyta; Magnoliopsida; Malvales; Malvaceae
Product: trans-Golgi network-localized SYP41-interacting protein 1-like
Exons: 11
Coding region: 433-8445 (2670 amino acids)
Source: RefSeq, a predicted model, not a curated record
CCUUCAGCCUUCACAUUUGGGUUCAAAGCUCUUUUCGAGGCGGACGCGUACAAGGUCACAAAACUUAGCCCAAACUUGUUGUGGGUUUCUUUUCACACUAACCCAAUCCCAAUCCAGACAUAAACGUUGCAAUGCGGCAAGCAGCGAUAGUUUGCGGAAUUAGACAUUUCACCUGCACACACAGGAUUCAGAAGUUUGCUUUAGAUCUAAGUGAAAGGGGGAAAAAAACGAACACAAAUUACAGGCAAGCGCUUAAGCUUGGCUAACUCCGAAAUCAGAAGCAAAUUUUGGCGCAAAAAGCAGAACCUCAUUUACGGCGCCGGGUUAUCGACUAGAUCGAGGCAAUUCCAGGAGGGAGAUCGUGAUGGUGAUUGAGAAUUGGUUUUGAUUGCUGGAGCCGUCAGAGUGGGAAGCGAACACGGAGCGGAUCAGAUGGACAAGAACAAGAGCCGUACUGAUAUGCUUGCUGCCGGACGUCAAAAGCUUCAACAAUUUCGCCAGAAGAAGGAUGGUAAAGGAAGUAGCAGUCGAGGAAAGUCUUCCAAAAAGUCGAACAAAUCUGAUGCUGAUGCAGCAUCUUCAGUUGGCAAACCAACAGUCUCAUCACAGGUCUCCAAAGGGGAAACUGUAGCUGUUGACUUGACAGUGUCACAGUUUAUGGAGAGUUCAUUCCCUUCUGGGCUUGAUACUACUGUUGUUUCUUCAUUGGAACCUUCUGUAUCUCUGACAGGCAAUGUCGAGACUGUAGUAGCCCAUAAUGCUGGAGUACCUGUUGAGGUUGAUUCUUCAGUCUCUAACGGAGGGGAAGGUACACAGUGUGUUGAUAGUAUGGUCAGCACAGAAAUACAUUCCUCAACUGCAGAUAUCCCAGUUUCUGAAGGGGAAACAGAACAUAUUAUUGUGCCACAACCUUCUACUUCAGUUGAUACCGUAGAAGGGACAGUGGUUAAACUCAAUUUGGUAGAUUCCAACGAGGGAACUGGGCGGAAUCCACUUUUUACACCAGAUGAUUUUCCUGAUACGUCCCUGUCUCAAGCAAGGGGAGAUCAGGUAACAGAUGAAGCUGAUGGUUUGCGGUUGAACCAAUUCGAUAGGGGUGGUGAAACAGAGUUCGAAAUUGAUGGCAAACUUCCUUUGUCUGAGCAUGGUGAAUGCAAUAAAUCUCCUGAAGGGGAAACUUCAGAAGUAACUGGCUUGCAGGGGCCAUCUAGUGAGGCCAAGCAGGCUAUCAGUAGAGAUGAUGCAUCUGUAUCUAUUGGGGCAGCCAGCAGUUCCCAACCAGAGAAAAGUUUUGCUGCUAGUUACCAGUUGACAAAUAAACUUGCUGAAGAAGCAAUACCUUGUUCACAUGUUGAUGAAAAGCAAGCAAUGGGCUCUCCAUUUGGUGAUUACGGUGAUGACAAGACUUUGGAAGAACAGCAGCAAUGUUUACCCAAGGGCUCCUUUGUGUCUCAGGAUGGAAGUCAUGAAAGAUCUCAUCUGACAAAGUUCACAGGUUUGCCAGAUCCAGUUCUGUCUCUUGUCAGAGAUGGUUCUCCUGUCAGACUCUCUCAGCUAGCAGAGAUGAUAAGAAGUCUAGAUGAAGAUGAAUAUAGGCAUCUGCUAAACUUGCAAGCAAUAGUAUCUAUUGCAGAUGUUGCAACUUAUGGUUUAGCGCUAUCUUAUCAGUCAGAUUUAUUUGAGAAAGUAAAAGAGGAGUUGUAUCUCACAAGUUCUACGAAAGAUAUAUUUUACUUGCAACUUGCUGAGCAGUCUGAUCUGCAUAUGCAAUCUGAUCACCAUUGUCAGCAGCUUAUUGAUGAGAUAUCUGUUCUUCGCUUUUCCGUCAACGGGGUUCUUGAGAAGAAUGCAUGCCUUGUAGAAGAGCUAGCACAAUGCAGGUCUGAACUCCAGGUUUUUGCUAGUGAGAGGGAGGAACUGCAAAGCCAAUAUAAUGCACUUGUGGAUCAGAACAUGUCCUUUCAUGAGAAUGAGAAGCUACUGAAAGAAUUAGCUGACUGCAGAGCCAUGAUUGCAGCUUUACAGGUGGAACAUUCUGAUAUAAGCAAGAGUCUUGCUACGAUGACGGAAGAGAGAAUGAAGCUUGAAGAAGAAAAGGAGUUGCUUGCACUCGGGAAAGAGAAAACAGCUAUUGACUUGGAAGAAUAUAAGGAUUUGCUGGCUGCUUUACAAGUUGAAAAGUCGAACUUGAAUGGGAACCUUGCUUUAGUUACAGAGGAGAGAAAGAAGCUUAAUGAGGAAAAGGAGUAUUUUGUCCAUGAGAACAAGAGACUUGCUUCUGAGCUGCUUGUUCUUCAAGAGCAGUUUGCUACAAAACAUGGGCAACACAUACAACUUGAGGCUGAAUUAAAAGAAGUAACAGUACGACUGGAGAAGCUAAUAGAGGAAAAUAAUUUUCUCAAUGCCAGUCUGGACGUGCAUAAGGCCAAGAUAGCUGAAAGCGAGAGUAGGGAAACCCACAAUGUUAAAGCUGGGAGUCAAGUAAAAAAUUUGGAUGCAGUUAGUGGGGUCCAUGAAAAUGCUACUGAACAAGAACAUUCCUGCCAAAUCCCUUGGAAGCGAGAUCCUGACUUAUCCACCGUGGUAUUGGAGAAAGCCUUGCCUGAUGAUUUUGGUGGGCUGUCACUUGCAUUGCAUGAGCAGGAAAUCUUUGAUGAAUCUUCUGGUUUUCUAGUCUUGAAGGAACACUUGAAGGAGGCUGAAAGAAUAUUGCAAAACCUUGGAAUGGCAAUUGAACAGAUACACUCCCAUUCAGUGUCAUUACAACAGUCCAGCAGUAAACCGGUUGUGCCAGGAGUAUCAAAACUAAUUCAAGCCUUUGAGUCAAGAGUGCCUCAUGAUGAACCUAAGGUUGAGGAAAGAGGUUUGACUGAAUGUCAAUCACUGGGAGACCUGCUUGAUUCAACUAAAGAGAUAACGGAAGAUCUAAGAGCAGUGCUUAAGCUAUUGGUUCAGGAUGCUGAUAAUGCCAGUUCCUUAUACAGAGGAGAGAAGAAUUGUAGAAAAUCUGCUAAUUUGACAUUCGGAGAGCUCAUGGUUCUACAUGAAUCUUUGAAGGAAUACAGUAAUAGUCUUGAAGCAACCAACAUUGAGCUGGCGGUUCUGUAUGAAGCUAUUAAGCAACAUUCACUUUUAGUUGAAGCUAAGAACAAGGAAUUUGAGGUUCUUUAUGAAGCUCUAAAGCAGCAAGAAAGUAUAUGUAGUUCAGAAAAUGCUGAGCUUUGCCAGAAAUUGAGCUAUUAUCAGUUGAGACUUACUGAAAUGCAGGGUCACUUUUCGGAUUUACAGAAAAGGUCAGAUGAGAUGGCUUCUGAUUUAUAUAAACAGUUAGAAAGUUGGCAGGAGGAGGCAGCUGAGAGGGCAUUGACUGUUGAACUAGAAUGGAAAUCUAAGCUCACUCGGAUUGUUGAGACAGUCAGGAUGCUUGAUGGAUACGUUGGGAGGCUUUCCAACUCCAGCUUCUCGAAUAACAGCAAUGAUGUUUUGGAUACAAGUAGCCAGGUCACAACAUCUGUUACUUCUGCCAUUAAUACAAUCCAAGAUCUGCAAGAGAAACUAGAAGCUGCUAAUGCAGGUCAUGAUGCGAUUUCUAGUUCAUACAAAGAAGUGGAUGAGAAGUAUAAUGAUUUACUCAGGAUGAAUGAAGUUAUGACACAGAUACUACAGGAGAUGUACAAUGGCCUGAAGAAACUUUUAAUAGAUUCGUGUGCAUUGGUGGGUGAGGCUGAGAUGAAUCCAAAAGUUGAGAAGCUUCCAGAUCUCUUAGAUUAUAGCAAGUAUACAAUCUUCAUUGAACAACUGGAGAAUGUUUUGGGUGAAAGGCUACAUCUCCAGUCUGUUAAUGAUCAACUUAAUUCAGAAUUGGUGAAUAGGACAAGAGACUUUGAGGAAAUGAGCAGGGAAUGCCUUAAUUCAAAUGCCAUUCGAAAGCUUAUAGAACAUGUUGAGAAUGUUGUAGAACUGGAAGACUACGAAACUGACUCAGAUAAAACACCUGGUUCCCGUCUUGAAUUGUUAGUUUAUUUGCUUGUUAAGAAAUACAAAGAAAUUGUUGAGCUGGCGAGUGAUUGUAGAAAGGAGUUUGGUUCUAAGGUGAUCGAAUUGACAGAAUUAGAGGAAAAGAUGCAUCAGUUAGAUGCAUUGAGGCUUCAGCAGGAGCUGGAAAUCCAUACUCUGAAAGAAAGUCUGCGCCAGGAAGAGGAAGCCCUUGUGACUGCACAUUCUGAGUUACAGGAGAAAAAAGGUGAACUUGAACUGUCAGAGCAGCGAGUGUCUUCAGUUAGGGAGAAGCUUAGCAUAGCUGUGGCAAAGGGGAAAGGUUUGGUAGUGCAGCGUGAUGGUCUUAAGCAGUCACUUGCAGAGACAUCUGCUGAACUUGAGAGAUGCUCUCAGGAAUUACAAGCAAAAGAUGCCCGACUUCAGGAAUUAGAAAUAAAACUGAAGACUUACUCAGAGGCAGGUGAGCGUGUGGAAGCUCUGGAAUCUGAACUUUCAUACAUUCGCAACUCAGCUACUGCUUUAAGAGAAUCAUUUCUUCUCAAAGACUCCGUACUGCAGAGAAUUGAAGAGAUUUUAGAAGAACUAGAUCUGCCUGAGCAUUUCCAUUCUAGAGAUAUUAUUGAAAAGGUUGAUUGGUUAGUAAAGUCCACCACUGGUAAUUCUUUGCCUCCCACUGACUGGGAUCAGAAAAGUUCAAUUGGAGGUUUACACUCUGAUGCAGGUUUUGUUCCUGUAGAUACCUGGAAAGAAGAUCCGCAACAAGGCUCAACUUUAGGGGAGGACUUGAGAAGAAAAUAUGAGGACCUUCAGGGUAAGUUUUAUAGGUUGGCAGAACGAAAUGAAAUGCUGGAACAAUCCUUAAUGGAAAGGAACCACUUGUUGCAAAAAUGGGAGGAGCUUUUGGAUGGAAUCGACAUGCCCUCACAAAUGCAAUCCAUGGAACCUGAAGAAAAGAUUGAAUGGUUAGGAAGGGCGUUUACAGAGGCUAAUCAUGAAAGAAAUUCUUUGCAGAAGAAGAUUGAUAAUCUUGAAAAUUAUUAUGGGUCACUAGCUGCUGAUUUGGAGGAGUCAGAAAAGAGAGUAGCUGAUCUUGAGGCAGACCUUCAAUCAGUUACACUUGAGAGGGAUCAACUUUCUGAAAAAUUGGAGACUAUGACUUCUAAUCAUCAUAACUUUUUGGCAAAGGCAGCUCAUUUUGAAGUUGAGAAUGAAAACCUUCAGAUUAGAGUCAGUGGUUUGCAGGAAGAAUUGGUUAAGAGGAUGGAGGAGGAGGAACAUCUUCUUAGGAUGGAUGGUGAAAUAAGGAGAUUGCAGCACUUGAUUUCUGAUGUGUUACUGGACGCUGAUGCAAAAGAUUUGGUUUCAGGUGGUAGUAGUACUGCAUGCUUGGAAAGAUUAUUGAAUAAGCUUAUAGAGAAUUACACUAAUCUCAAGUCCAUGAAUCCUGACCUGGUGGAUGUUGAAAUGGACCAGCCCAAGAUAGGCGAUGCAAGCCUUGAUGAAGCUAGAAGCAGAGAUGCACUUACUACUGAGGAGGAUGUAGCUUCUUUAAAGAAAAAGCUGGAGGCAAUGCUGCUUGACUUGAUGCAGGUGAAGGAUGAAAGAGAUGAAAUCUUUGGAAAGCAUCAAUCUUUGCUUCAUGAAGUUCAAGCACUUGAAAGGAAAAGGGAAGAGUUGCAAGAGCUCCUUAAUCAAGAAGAGCAGAAAUCAGCUUCUCUGAGGGAAAAGUUAAAUCUUGCCGUUAGAAAAGGGAAAUCUUUGGUGCAGCAACGUGACAGCCUGAAGAAAACCACUGAAGAUAUGAAUGCUGAGCUGGAACGCUUGAAAUCUGACCUUAGCCACCGAGAAAAUGCUCUGGCUGAUUAUGAAUUGAAGAUGAGGGACUUCUCUGCUUACCGCGAAAGGGUAGAAUCCUUAGAAGCUGACAGUCUGUUCUUGAGGAAUCAUCUGUUAGAAACUGAGCGCAUGUUGGAGGAGAAAGGGCUUUUAUUGAGCAGGAUAUUAAAUGCAAUAGCUGACAUUGAUGUUGGUAAUGAAAUUAACAUCUCUGAUCCGGUAGAGAAGUUGGAACAAAUUGAGAAAGUUUGCCAUGAUUUGCAUGCAGCUGCAGCUUCUUUGGAACAAGAGUCACGGAAGUCAAAGACUGCUGCAGAGCUACUGCUUGCAGAGUUGAAUGAAGUGCAAGAGAGAAAUGAUGGUCUUCAGGAAGAUCUAGCGAAACUUGCUAGUGAACUUACAGAAGUUGUGAAAGAAAGGGAUGUGGCAGAGGCUGCAAAAGUUGAAGUUCUCUCACGUCUUGAGAAGUUGUCUGCAGUUCACUCUGAAGAAAAAAGGAAACAAAAUUCCGAAUUAGUCAUGUUACAAUCUAGUUUAGACGCAUUGAGAAAUGGUGUCAAUAAUGUUCAGGGUUUGGCAUCUAAUAUUUUCUCAAAGGACUUGGAAUUUCUGCAAAAUUUGGAGGUUAUCGUUAAGUUAUGCUUGGAAGGGGGUGAUGCCGAAGAUAUGUCUGGCUGGCCAUACAGUACCUCCAGCAAUUUAGAGGACAAGGAGAACAUUCACUUCAUCGAAACUUGGCCGGUUGCCAAUAUGCAGGACCCUAUGGAUGACAAAUCAAUAGUUGAAGUUUGUGGUUUACUCUGGCAUCACCUGCAAGAUUUGAGAACUGAAAUUGCUGCACUGAAAGAAAAGUUGAUUGUGCAGUCAAAAUCAUUACAAGAAAAAGGUCUUGGGAUAUGGAAUGUAUUGGAGAUCCUGCAUAGAGAAAAAAAAUCUCAGAAAGAGUCAUUUGAAGCUAUGAGGAGAAACAUUAUGCAUUUAGAAUCAGUUGGGGAAGAGAGAGACAUGGAGAUUCUUGUGUUGAGAAGAAACAUUGCCUUCCUUUACGAAGCAUGUGCUAAUUCAGUCUUGGAAAUUGAGAACCAGAAAGCUGAGCUGUUAGGAAAUAAUUUAGGUACUGCAGAUCUGGGGACUAAAAUGAAGCCUGUAAUAUUCGCUGAUGGAGUACAUUCUCUCAGUGGACAAAAUAUUGUUUCUGCUGAGGAAAAUAUCAAGACUAUGGCAGAUAAGCUUUUUUCAACAGUGAAAGAUUUCCUGCGCAUGAAAGCUGAAAUUAACGAAGGAAGUCAGAGGGAAAUGAGAAUUACCAUAGCAAAUUUGCAGAAAGAGCUUCAGGAGAAGGAUAUCCAGAAAGAUAGGAUAUGCAUGGAGCUUGUUAGUCAAAUCAAGUUAGCUGAAGCUUCUGCCACGAAUUACUCACGAGAUCUUCAAUCAUCAAAGACCAGGGUGUAUGAUUUGGAGAAAGAACUGGAAGUAAUGAGAGAAGAACAGACUUCAUUGCAGCAGAGAGUAAAAGAACUGGAGAAUGUGCAAACCAACACAGUGGAAUUGCAGGAUAGAGUCAAAUCACUGGCAGAUGUAUUAUCAUCCAAGGACCAAGAAAUUGAAGCCCUUAUGCAAGCACUUGAUGAGGAGGAGGUCCAAAUGGAAGAGUUGACAAAGAAGAUUGAGGAACUAGAGAGAGUCCUGCAACAGAAGAACACAGAUUUAGAGAACCUUGAAGCUUCUCGUGGAAAGGUUGUGAAAAAGCUUUCCGUCACUGUGAGCAGGUUUGAUGAACUUCGUGAUCUAUCAGAGAGUCUUAUUACCAAGGUUGAACAGCUUCAAUCACAACUACAAGAUCGGGAUGCUGAGAUUUCCUUCUUAAGACAAGAGGUCACAAGAUGCACCAAUGAUGUUCUUGCCGCAUCACAAGUAGGCAAUAAAAGAGACUCAGAUGAGAUAAAUGAAUUUCUGACUUGGUUGGAAUCAAUUAUUUCUCGUGUUGGGUUACCUGAUCUGCAUUUUGAUACAAAGAAUAGUCAGGUGCCUGAAUACAAGGAAAUAAUACAAAGAAGGAUCAUUUCUAUUAUAUCUGAACUGGAAAACCUACGGGGGGUUGCUCAAAAUAGGGAUGAAUUGUUGCAAGCAGAACGGAGUAAAGUGGAGGAGUUGACACGCAGAGAAGAAACUCUCAAGAAGACUUUGCAUGAGAAGGAGUCCCAGUUAAAUUUGCUUGAAGGUGUCGGAGAUGUGGGUCAGGCAGCUGGUUUGAUCUCUGAAAUCGUGGAGGUUGAACCUGUGAUAAACAAGCGGGCAAUAGCAGGGACCUCUACAACAUCCCAAGUUCGUAGUUUGCGUAAAGUCAAUACUGAUCAAGUUGCUAUUCCUAUUGAUGCGGAUGAUGGUAACAAUAGUAGGUUAGAAGAUGAAGAUGAAGAUAAAGUUCAUGGUUUCAAAUCACUUACCACGUCAAGAGUUGUUCCAAGGUUUACGAGACCAAUAACUGAUAUGAUAGAUGGCUUAUGGGUUUCUUGUGAUCGGGCGCUCAUGCGACAACCUGCCUUACGGCUUGGCAUUAUAAUCUAUUGGGUUUUAUUGCAUACGCUGUUGGGUGCUUUUGUAUUUUGACAAGUCAAUCUGGUUAUCCAUUGAUUUUGUGAAGAAGUUUAGCAAGGAGCCCCAACCAUGAUUUUGAAUUUAAAUGCGUACUUGGCUCCUUAGUCCUUUUAUCCAUUGAUUCUUUUUUUAGCUCAACCAGGUAACUUUGAUUUGCAAUUUUUUACUUGCCUGCACUUCUCAGGUAGCUUGGUUAUGUCCAAUAAGGAAAAAUUCUUGUUACAAAUAUUUAGGACUGAGUUUUAAGGAUUCUUCAGUUUGAAUCAACCAAAGGUUGUAAGAUGCUUAGUGUAGUUAAGAAAUGUCUACAAGUUAUACUACACAAACAGAAAUGCUGCGUUUUAAGAA